CUAUAAAAAAAUUAUUCCAUUCAGCGGGAUAAUUUUUAAAUUGAUGAAUCUGACGUGGUAGCUGCAAUUAACGAAAAAAACACUACACAUCUCGUGUAACUCUUGCCCUAUCGAUUAUCCGAGUAUCGUAAAAAUUCACCAGUAUGUCGUAACAAUAAUUGUAAAAUGCGAUAAAUUGUGCGUCAUAAUUGCAAUAGUGCGAUUUGUACGUAUGUGAAAUAAGAAAAUGGGUUACUAUUGUGCUUGGGGGGACGCGAAGAUGAUGUGCAGCUCCGAGGAGGAGGGUUAUGAAAAUCGUGUCGACGUUGAACAGAAGAGAGGAGGACGCGCUUUGAAUACCCAUGGAGAAGCUCUACCCGGUCCAGCUCCACCAAUCUCAGACGAUACCGAUCGGCAAUUCUGGGCGGAGGACGAGCUGAGCAGCUCGGAAUCACGGCAAAGAUUAAACGUGAAGAGGAAGCGCCGACGUAGCGUUUCCUAUAGGAACCGUGCCGCGAAUAAGAGUCGAUCUCGUGCACCCCAUUCCUCGAAUUCCAGCUCCGAUUCGAACGAUGCGGAAACCUCGCCUAAAGGCAUAACUGUACGCUCCUUACUUUGCUUUACUGCAUUAGGCCUUUGCUCAACACUAUUGAUUCUCUCAUUAUGGAACUCCAAUCUCCAUAGUCCUAUCCGCACCUAUGUGUUCCAUUUCGACAGACAGCAGCCUCUGUUACACAUAGUCUCCAACAAAUUCUUGUCGUUUGGACUCGACACAUCCUUACUUCGAGCAAUGGAUGAGUUACCCAUUGGACAAGAGAAAUUUAUCAAUUUGGCUCGUCACCUGAGCCCUGCUUAUGUCAGAGUGGGUGGAACCUCGGCAGAUUGUUUGAUAUUUGUUCAGAAUCAGAUGGAACAAAGUUUUUCCGAGAAGAUUCUCAGCCCUGUGGACGGCCAGGACAUUAGCAACUUUACCAUUUCUGGCACGGAUCUGCUCGCUAUCUAUGAUUUUACGGCAAAGUCGGAAUUACAAAUGAUCUUCGAUCUGAAUGUAUUGCUAAGAAAUCCAGAUGGAUCAUGGAAUGACAGUAACGCUCAGGAGAUUAUUGCAUUCGCUAAAAAUCAAGGCAUGACUCUAGACUGGCAAUUAGGAAAUGAACCAAAUUCCUUUAAACAUGUGUUCAAUGUGACAGUUCCUGCGACUGAACUCGCAAAGAAUUAUGAUCAUUUGAGGCAAUUGCUAGACGAAGCAGGAUAUGUUAACAGCAUUCUCGUUGGACCAGAAGUGAAUCAUGUUGGAGAUAAUAAUCAAAUGGGAGAGCAAUAUGCCAAGACGUUUUUAAGUAGUCAAAAGUACACUGUAAAUUAUGUUACUUGGCAUCAGUAUUAUUUAAACGGACGAGAGGCUAAAGUUAAUGAUUUCGUGCAUCCUGUCACAUUCAACUGGUUACCGGCGCAAAUCAAGUCCAUGAAACAAUUCAUUACCGAGUCGGGGAAAAACGUUUCUAUGUGGCUGUCAGAGACCAGUACCGCGUUCGGUGGAGGCGCGCCCGAAUUAUCCGACAGAUUCGUAGCCGGAUUUUUAUGGUUGGACAAAUUGGGAUACAGCGCUAAGGCCGGAUUAAACGUCGUCACGAGACAAUCGUUAUUCGGCGGAAAUUACGCUAUGGUUUCGCCGGAUCUCGUACCAAAUCCCGACUGGUGGGUCAGCGUCUUCUAUAAACAAUUCGUAUCAGAAAAGGUCUUGGAAUUGGUUACGCCCAACAAUUUCGGCUACGUACGAUUGUAUGCGCAUUGCACGCCAGAGAAAGCGUUAAUUGCCAGAGUACCGGCUAUCACGGUGUACGGAAUGAAUAUAGACAAGACCGCAGCCUACGUGGAUUUAUCAAACUUGUUUGUACGGAGCAAAAUGAGCAAAACUGUCAAGAUUUUCUAUUACGUCCUGACAGCUGAUUGUUUACAGUCCAGCGAAAUAAAACUGAAUAACGAAGCUGAAGCGUUGAAGUUGCGAUCGAAUGGAGAUUUGCCGCCGUUUCGACCUGUGAUAUUGGAUACUACGGUUCCCGUGCUUUUACCACCAUAUUCUAUGGUGUUCAUGAUACUUCAUGGUCUCGAUGUUCCUGCAUGUUCGGCAUGAAUAAGACGACAAGUCGAUUUUACAGGACAUUUAUAUUGUACGUUUUUUUUUUAUACAUUAUAUUAAACAUUUAUAUUAUAGCUUAUAUUACAUAUUUUUGACGAACUCUUAAUAAGGAAGCUUAUACAGUGAGAAUCAUUUGGUGCGGAAUCGUAUUUCGAAUAGAAAUUUAUUCGUCUACCGCAUAACAAGUCUCAGUUUACAAUUUUUUUUAAUACCGUUUCUAAGAUAAACAUUACGUUGUGCUGUACAAAUAGUAACAGGUAAUAACCGCUAUAUGCAACUGUCCAUUUUUACCAUGAAUGUAUAUGGCUAGACAAUAUUACUAUUUUUUUUUCUAUUGUUAUAUAUUAUAUUCCUGUUUAAAAGAA
Solenopsis invicta (red fire ant) is the source of this 2484-nucleotide messenger RNA. RefSeq names its product heparanase. Gene Ontology annotation, cellular component: membrane; extracellular matrix. The transcript is spliced from 7 exons. Gene Ontology annotation, molecular function: hydrolase activity, acting on glycosyl bonds. The record is from RefSeq and is a predicted model, not a curated record. Bases 227 to 2113 code for a protein of 628 amino acids. NCBI's taxonomy places the organism in Eukaryota, Metazoa, Arthropoda, Insecta, Hymenoptera, Formicidae.